Messenger RNA from Gossypium arboreum, 1407 nucleotides. RefSeq names its product expansin-A10. Gene Ontology annotation, cellular component: extracellular region. The transcript has 4 exons. The record is from RefSeq and is a predicted model, not a curated record. NCBI's taxonomy places the organism in Eukaryota, Viridiplantae, Streptophyta, Magnoliopsida, Malvales, Malvaceae. Gene Ontology annotation, biological process: plant-type cell wall organization. Bases 160 to 912 code for a protein of 250 amino acids.
GGUCCCCUUUGGUAGUUAGGUUUAGUUGUAACUUGCAACGGUGCCCAUCCCCCAAAAUUUCUAUAAAUCCCCCCUUCACCUUCUCCCCUUUUCCUCACUCAGCUGCCUUGCACUCAUCUCCUACCUCUCUUUUUCACUCUUCCAAUCUUCUUCCUCUUCAUGAAAAUGGCUUUUGCUAAGGUCUUUCUGUUGGGGUUUCUUGCGAUGGUCUCUGGUGUUCAGGGAUAUGGUGGUGGUUGGACUAAUGCACAUGCAACCUUUUAUGGUGGGAGUGAUGCUUCAGGAACAAUGGGUGGGGCUUGUGGUUAUGGAAACCUGUAUAGCCAGGGUUAUGGGACAAAUACUGCAGCUUUGAGCACUGCUUUGUUCAACAAUGGGCUGAGCUGUGGAUCUUGCUAUGAGAUUAAGUGUAUGGAUGAUGGAAAGUGGUGCCUGCCUGGUUCCAUUGUGGUCACAGCCACCAAUUUCUGCCCUCCAAACAAUGCUCUCCCUAAUAAUGCAGGGGGCUGGUGCAACCCUCCUCUGCAACACUUUGACCUUUCUCAGCCUGUUUUCCAGCAUAUUGCUCAAUACAGAGCUGGAAUUGUGCCUGUUGCUUACAGAAGGGUACCAUGCAGAAGAAAGGGAGGAAUCAGGUUCACCAUUAAUGGCCACUCCUACUUCAACCUAGUUCUUAUCACCAACGUUGGCGGUGCUGGUGAUGUACAUGCGGUGGCCAUCAAGGGCUCCAGGACUGGUUGGCAGCCCAUGUCUAGGAACUGGGGCCAGAACUGGCAGAGCAACACCUACCUCAACGGACAAAGCCUCUCAUUUAAGGUCACAACAAGCGACGGCCGUACUGUGGUUUCCAGCAAUAUUGCCCCAGCUGGGUGGUCCUUUGGGCAGACCUUCACUGGCCGCCAAUUCCGCUAGAGGAACACAUUAUUAUCUUAGGCUUUUUAAGUUUUAAUUAAUAAUUACUAUAUAAAUAUACCAGGCAUCCAAAGUAGUAUUUAACUAGCUUGACUUUUAGUAUAGCUAGCAUAUUAUAUAUCUAUAGGGCCCUGUAGUGGGACUUUCGGGUCACUCAAAAAUGUGACCAUUUAUCAUUUUGGGUUUUUAGUUUUAUUAUGGGGUAGGUGCCCUAAUUAAGUUCCCUUUUUUUUUAAAAAAAAAAAGUAUUAAGGGUCACUUUUCCUUCUGUUGUUUGUUAAAACAGGAGGAGAUGGCAGAGGUGGGACUUUUACCACCCGCCAGCAGUGUUAACCUAGUAGGUCCUUUGGUUUUUUUUUUUUUCUCCUCCGUUUGGGAUGUUGAGAAGCAUUGUUUUUGCUUGUAAGCUCAAUUCAUCAGCUUUUGCUGGGUGAUUAUCUCCUUGGAUUUUAUCAUAUAUGUAUGAGAGUAAUUUGUAAAUUUUGCAAUGCAAAA